AAAAGGAGAAGCUGACCUGGACUGACCGCAUGCCUGGAUAUGCAGCAAACUUUGGACUGAUUCUAUUUAUGAUCCUGCUGGCGUUUUCAGCAGUGUUUGGUGUCAUUGUGUACCGAAUCACCACGGCAGCAGCCUUGUCCUUCAGCGCAAACGAGACAACCAGGUCCAACGUUCGAGUCACCGUCACUGCCACUGCUGUCGUCAUUAACCUCGUGGUGGUCCUCAUCCUCGAUGAAAUUUAUGGAGCUGUGGCCAAAUGGCUGACAGAAAUUGAAAUACCAAAAACAGAGAAAAUUUUUGAGGAAAGACUGAUUUUGAAGGCAUUCCUACUGAAGUUUGUGAAUUCUUAUGCAUCAAUUUUUUAUGUUGCCUUUUUUAAAGGAAGGUUUGUUGGCCGUCCUGGUCGUUAUGUGUAUGUGUUUGAAGGUUAUAGGAUGGAAGAGUGUGCUCCAGGAGGGUGUCUGAUGGAACUCUGCAUUCAGCUGAGCAUCAUCAUGCUUGGAAAGCAACUGAUUCAAAACAAUCUCUUUGAAAUUGGAAUCCCGAAGCUCAAGAAGCUCUUUAGGAAGCUGAAGGAUGAAAGAACUGAGGUAAAGGAAAUGGACACCAACCAAUCCAAAGACCCUCAGCAGUGGGAUCUCGACUACAUCUUAGAACCUUUCACUGGGCUGACUCCAGAAUACAUGGAAAUGAUUAUCCAGUUUGGCUUUGUCACACUCUUUGUUGCCUCCUUUCCUCUGGCCCCUGUCUUUGCACUUCUGAACAACAUCAUCGAGGUUCGUCUUGAUGCAAAAAAAUUUGUUACUGAGCUGAGGAGGCCAGACACAGUGAGAGAAAAAGAUAUUGGUAUUUGGUAUAACAUCUUGAGUGGUAUUGGAAAGCUUUCAGUGAUUAUUAAUGCUUUUGUCAUUGCUGUCACCUCCGAUUUCAUCCCACGCCUUAUGUAUCAAUAUGCAUACAGCCAGAAUGGAACCAUGCAUGGCUUCAUCAAUCACACCCUCUCAUACUUCAAUGUCAGCCAGCUCAAGGCUGGGACACAGCCAGAAAACUCCCUGUUUGGUCAGGAGGUUUCAUUCUGCAGGUUCAAAGACUACAGAGAACCACCUUGGUCCCCACAUCAGUAUGAGUUUUCUAAGCAGUACUGGGCAGUCUUGUCAGCUCGCUUGGCUUUUGUGAUUCUAUUUCAGAACCUGGUGAUGUUCCUCAGUGUUCUGGUUGACUGGAUGAUCCCUGACAUUCCCAAGGACAUCAGUGAACAGAUCAAAAAGGAGAAGACCAUGCUUGUUGACUUCUUCCUGAAGGAAGAGCACGAGAAGCUGAAGCUGAUCGAGAGCUUCAUGGCACGCGACAAGCGGAAGCGCAGGAGCGGGAGCAAAGGCAGGAGGAGCAGGGCCGCCAGCUUCUCCCAGUGCCACCGCAGCCCCAAGGGCAGCUCCAGCUCCUUCAGCUCCCAGCACACCGUGGUGUGACUCCCGAGGGAAUGGAACAGCCUGUGCUUGCCUCUGCUUGCUGCCUGAUGUGAUUCUGAGCCUCAACAAGGGAGGGAGAGAAGGGACAGGGAGAAAAGGAGGCUCUUUUGCUUCCUUAGGAUCUCCAGAUGUGAGGGGCUCUGUUACAAUUGAACAGCAUUUCCAGAUUUUGUCAGUGUGAGAUUGGGGCUAUACUGGGGCUGUGGCUGGUUCCUGUGGUGACAAUGCAUGCAAGUUGGGGAGGCAUGCAGGAAUUCUCCUGGCAGGAAUUCCCCUGGCAGCCAUCCCUCCUCCUGCAGGUGCUCCUGCUUUAGUCUCCAUCCUUGGGCAGGUUGGGUUGACCUUGGAGAAGGACUGACCAUGGAGAAGUGCACACACCUGAUGGUCUCAUUGGCUGUAGCUGCCAGUGGAGGGUUUGCAUACAUGUGGAGCCUCGAGGAGUCUUUGUGCCUUCCUAACCUACGCUGCCACAGGGUGCCACCUCUGGAGGGCACACAGGGCUCUGGGAGAUGUGGGAAGAGAAGAAAUUUAAAUCACUGGGCACUUGCAUCUAUGGAUAUAUUGUUCUUUGCUUAGCAGGAGCUGGAAUGCAUGUGCUGGUGAGUAGGGAGGCCAUCAGAAUGGCUGAAGGUCUUUGGCACCCAUUGUCCUGAACAAAAAACUAAAAACCAAACCUUGCAUGUUGGAUUCUCCUCUCAUUCAGUCUUGGAAUUCAGCCAGUGUCAAGAAGAAUCAUGACACUGAACCACCAGUGCAAAGCUGAGGAGUGAGAAUGGAAUCGAGCCCUGGAAAUCAUGUGGCAUCUCAAUGUACACUGCAUAGAAAGUAACAAAAAUUGCUGCUGUUGUGAUUUACUGUAAAGUAAUAUAUUUUGCAGAAUUGCAUUUCACGGGAAGAUAUACAUAUUCACUAACCAAGCUACAAGCAUUUAAGGAAUAACUUUACUCUGUCAUGAAUGAAAAAUUUUCUUUAAAAAUCUGUUUCUUUUCCUGUUGAUUUUGUCUCUAACUCAGCUUGAAAUUCAGAGUCUGGACAAAAGUUUUUUUCUUCUCAUUUUGUCUUCUCAACAAUACUUUCAAAAUCAGAAAAAAUACAAACCAAAAGAAAUACUUCAUCCUCAGCCAUUCUACUCAGGAUUGGUCUUUAACAUAAUAAUCUUAUUUUAUAUAUUUCUGAAGCCUAAGAUUUUACUAAUGUCUUAAAUGAAAAGAUUUUUCUCUGUGACAACUUUUGGUACAUAAUGAGAGGUGCAAAAAUAAUUUCUUUUUUUCAUUAAGUGCCCAAAUUAAGGCACAUCAAAAUGGGAGAACUGUUUCAGGGUGGCUGAAAUGAAAAAAACAAAUUUUUGGAGUUUCAUUUUUAAAAUUUACUUUUGGGUUAUUUAUUCCUUCCACAUAGAAAUGGAAUUUGAAACUGUAAUGUCAUCUGGAAUAAAAUUGCAAAUGUUUAACUUUCUUGAAAAAAAAA
This is a messenger RNA of Taeniopygia guttata (zebra finch), 2936 nucleotides long. It is a transcript of the gene ANO2, whose product is annotated as anoctamin 2. Gene Ontology annotation, cellular component: plasma membrane. The record is from RefSeq and is a predicted model, not a curated record. Gene Ontology annotation, molecular function: intracellularly calcium-gated chloride channel activity; protein dimerization activity. Gene Ontology annotation, biological process: chloride transmembrane transport. NCBI's taxonomy places the organism in Eukaryota, Metazoa, Chordata, Aves, Passeriformes, Estrildidae.